GAGGAAUUGGCAAAAGCUUGAUAUUUUUCUCCUCUUUUCUUAUUCAAGAACAAGAUUUGGGGCCUAGAACUCCCUCUAAAGCCAAGGAAUUUUCAGAUCUACAGUUGCUCCCUUCCCCUGUCCGCGAGCUGCUCUUGCCGUUCUUUGCGAAUCCUGUCCCUACCAUACCUGCCAGAUCUGGUUCUGCUUGUCAUAAAAUUUUGGUAAGAUGAUAGCUUCCGAAGCGAAGCCAAGGACGGGGAAAAACGAGAGGAGUGACGAGUUAGAAGGCUAGCCAUCUUGUAAAUUGAACAUAGAUUUAGAUAUAAAUCAUGAUCUUCCAUUCUCGAUUCUGCUCUUCUUCUUCCCGCUGCAGCCACCCGAAGAAAAAAGAAAGGGAACCCAGCCAUGCCUUGGAAAACUAAUGAGAUAAGCUUGGUUUUCUCCUUCCUUUCUUGCUCUAGAACACAUCUAGAACCCAGAAAUCUUCCCCCCCUGCUGGAAAAGCCGGAUCUGCCCUGCUCUGCUUUGUCCUUCCGUCGGCUGCUCUUGAUUGUGGGUGAUUUCUGGGGAUUUUUUUCGGUAAGAACAGCCUCUAAUUCCUUUGUUCUUGCUUGAAUUGGCUUGGGUUAACUUUGAUUGCUCUUAUUUCCUUCAAUUUUGGGUAAACCCGUGAGCUUCCCCUACACUUGCCGCCGGCUUCUCUCCCCCUACAGCUCCAGUUUCUACAGCUGGAGAAUUAUGGUUCCCGAUCGUUCUGUCAGUUAGCACUGAGAUUGAGUGCUCGGUUUUAUGCGAGUGAGGUAAGUAAUUUAUGGUAAUACCCGUACUGUUUUAAAAGCAUGUUUUGAUUUGUUUUUGAAAUGGUGGCGGGAUUAAACCCGUUUUACACGAGCAUGAUUGAUUUGAAGUGAAAUGUCUUAUGCUUUUCAUUAAAUUGAGCACCCCUACUUGGAAUUUAAUUGAUUGUCCUGAUGAUCUGAAAGUGAUUGGUAAAGUAUGAUUUUUCUGUUAACUUCUGCCUGUUUUGUCUCCGAUAUGGUCAUGUAUUCGUGUGCCCGCUAGUGGGAGGUUUAUAAACGCUAACACAUGUCGACAUGUUAUUGAUAGAACCGGUUCGUUUGAGUGACCCUGCUAGUGGGGGUUAUACACCAGCAAAUCGUGGCCUUGCUAGUGGGGAUUAUACAUUGGCCGUGACCUAUAGAGGAGACGUCUAUUUCGUGCCCGUACUGUAUCCGUUUUUCGUGAUUGUACUUGUUGGCAUGCUUUAAGUUUGAUAAGGGGCACUCCAUAUUUACUUACUGAGUUUAUCUCAUAGUUUUUCCUUGUCCACCAUUUCAGGAUAUGAAAUCGAGGACGGGGAAACCACGGGAAGUGACGAGUUAGAAGGCUAGCCAUAUUGUAAUUGGAUAUAAAUUUUAGAAAUAAAUCAUGAUCUUGUAUUUGGAGAUUUAUGAUCGGAGAAAUCUUAUAAUUUGAUCUUCAGAUUUUGAUGGUAUUAGAGUGUGAUAUGAUAAGUUCCGAGUCUUGUGCAUUUGUGGGAUCCGUCUCAUGAGUGCACGACGUCUGUCGCACCUCGAAUUUGGGUUUUGGGGUGUGACAGCUUUGCUAUUGAACUGAAUAUGAUUCUGCAUUAACGGUUUGUCAUUGAACGUUUUGCUAUUGAACUGAAUCUGAUUCUGCAUUAACAGUUUGUCAUUAAACACUUUGCUAUUGA
Molecule: messenger RNA, 1696 nt
Organism: Rubroshorea leprosula
Lineage: Eukaryota; Viridiplantae; Streptophyta; Magnoliopsida; Malvales; Dipterocarpaceae
Source: the annotation of a GenBank genome assembly